Dovyalis caffra is the source of this 1131-nucleotide messenger RNA. Lineage: Eukaryota; Viridiplantae; Streptophyta; Magnoliopsida; Malpighiales; Salicaceae. The record is from the annotation of a GenBank genome assembly.
AUGAGUGAGUGGCUAAAGAACCAAUUGUUUGUAAGCCAUGCGAUUGCAGCAACAGGAUCAGUAACAGUAGCCACAGCUCUCACUUACCCACUUGAUACUCUCAAAGUUCUUAUUCAGGUUGGCUCGGGUUCUGGUAAACAAUUAACUCCUCUUCAGGCUUUAAAUCGAGUUCGUUCUUUUUCUGGGAAUGCAGGCUUGUAUAGCGGUUUUGGGUGGUUGACUUCAGGGAAAACUCUUGCUCUCGGAGCUCGGUUUGGAGCCUAUGAAAUUUUAACAGCUUAUUACAAAGAUGGCCGAGAAGACAAUUAUGUGCACAUCUCCGAGGCCCUCAUGGCAGGAAUGGUAGCUGGUGCAUUAGAGUCAAUUGCAUGCUCUCCGUUUGAACUUAUUAAACUUCGUGCACAGGUUACCUCUGCAUCUCGAGUUCCAAGAUCUACCACUGCUUCUGAAAAUAGAGCCGCUGCACCUUUUAUUGCGAAAUUACUACCUAGAUAUACUCCAGAUAAGAAGGCAUUGAACCAUUCUGUUACCCUUUUGUCCAUCCUAACCAGUAAGCAUCCUAAUCUGGUUGGUGCCUUGCAAGAGUACCCAUGGAUGAUGACUGGGUCUGGGAAGGCGCCAUCGGUCUGUGAUGUUCGGAAGCCAUCAAGCAUUCUCUCUUUGGAAGGAUGGGGUGCAUUCUGGAGAGGGUUCAGAUCAGGACUUGCUCGAGAUUCUAUUUUUAGUGGGAUAUUCUUCAGUAGCUGGCAAUUUCUGCAUGAUGUAAUGCUUAACUGGAAGGCAGUUGGGAUGGAUCCUAUACCCAGGUCUAACGAAGAAGUGGGAUCGCUCUCUCCUGUAUCUGUUAGUCUUGCUGCUGGAUUUUCUGGUUCCAUUGCUGCAGCUGCAUCUCAUUGUUUUGACACUGCCAAAUGUCGAUCACAAUGUACUGUGCUGCCCAAGUAUAUUUCCAUGGAGAGGAAGAUGUUGAAAUGGACACGACCAGGGAAUGGAUUUGAGAGGUUUACAGGGAUCCACCCUGCAGACAGGAAUCUCUUGUUCCGUGGCCUGGGGUUGCGAAUGGCACAUAGUGGGUUUGCAUCGUUUAUGAUUGUUGGGAGUUAUUAUUUGACUGUUGAUUACCUUGUAUAG